Molecule: messenger RNA, 1272 nt
Organism: Microthlaspi erraticum
Lineage: Eukaryota; Viridiplantae; Streptophyta; Magnoliopsida; Brassicales; Brassicaceae
Source: the annotation of a GenBank genome assembly
AUGAGAGCUCCGGGAAGCGAAGACGUCGUCGUGAUAGAAAAAAAGGCCGGAGAAGCGCGUAUUAUCACAGUGAAUUGUCCUGAUAGGACCGGUUUAGGGUGCGAUAUAUGCAGAAUUAUCCUCGAUUUCGGGCUUUCUAUCACAAAAGGAGAUGUUACAACCGAUGGAGUAUGGUGCUACAUAGUGUUGUGGGUGGUGCCACAUUAUGAUUCUCUCAUAUUGAGAUGGUCACAUUUGAAGAACCAACUUGUAUCUGUAUGCCCUUCUUGCUCCACCUACUUCCUUCUCAAUAUGACGUCUCCUUGUCCAGCAUCAACACCUGUUUACUUGCUCAAGUUCUUCUGCCUAGACCGGAGAGGACUCUUACACGAUGUUACUCAAAUACUAACUGAGCUCGAGCUCGAGCUCUCAAUCCAAACCGUGAAGGUCACUACGACACCAGAUGGGAGAGUUCUUGACCUUUUCUUCAUAACAGAUAAAAUGGAUCUUUUACACACAAAAGAGCGACAAGACGAGGCACUAGAGCAGUUUCGUUCAGUCUUAGGAGAAUCAUGUAUAAGCUGUGAACUCCAAUUGGCUGGUCCUGAGUAUGAAUGUCAUCAGAAUAAUAUUCCAUCUCUUUCUCCAGCAGUGGCUGAGGAACUGUUUUCGUCUGAGCAGCUCACCGAUGAAGACAAUCGCGCACAGGUUCUUAGUGAUGAUGUGAUAAAGCUGAAGGAUUCCACUGUCACAGUUGAUAACUCCUUAAGCCCUGCUCACACGUUACUCCAAAUACGCUGCGUUGAUCACAGAGGCCUUCUCUAUGAUGUAUUAAGAACCUUGAAAGACUCUGACAUUAAGAUAUCUUAUGGCAGGUUCUCGCCUCAAACCAAAGGUCAUCGGGACUUAGACCUGUUUGUUCAGCUGAAAGAUGGGAACAAGAUUGUGGAUCUUGAUCAGCAAGAUUCGUUAUGUUCACGUCUGAAAGCUGAAAUGCUUCAUCCUUUACGCGUCGUAAUAACAAACCGAGGGCCAGACACUGAACUUUUGGUGGCUAAUCCAGUUGAGCUAUCUGGGGAAAGCAGGCCAAGAGUGUUCUUUGAUGUCACCCUUUCACUAAAAGUGCUUGGAAUCUGCAUAUUCUCGGCUGAAAUAAGAAGAUACAAGGCUAGUGACCGGGAAUGGGAAGUGUACAGGUUUCUUCUGGAUGAGAAGUGUUUAUUCCAGCUCGGUGACGCUUCUGCUAGGAAUGAGAUUGCUAAUAAAGUGAGAAGAACAUUGAUGGGUUGGUGA